AUGAGCGAUGGAGCAGACAUCCAUGGAUUUAGCCAACCUACGCUUUGCCAAAUUUGCAAGCGAGUGGCAAGAGCAUUAGCUACCAAAAGACCUUUGUUCAUUAAAAUGCCAACUUCUUUUUCGGACCAGAUAAGAACUAUGAACAAAUUCUCUCAAAUACGAGAGUUUCCAAAGGUGGUUGGGGCCAUUGACUGUACCCAUAUAAGGAUCCAAAAAGUAGGUGGCCCAUCAGGGCAGUACUAUAUUAAAAGAAAAGGGUACUACUCGCUGAAUACGCAAGUAGUGUGCGACGCAUCCCUUAAAAUUAAUGACAUUGUUUGCCGCUGGAGAGGCAGCACUCAUGACUCACGAAUUUUUAGGGAAAGCAGAAUCAAACAACGAUUUGAUGAUGGGGAGUUGAAUGGUCGUCUGCUUGGGGAUGGUGGGUACCCUUGUACUAAUAUCCUCUUUACCUCCGUUUUGAAUCCUCGAACGGAUCCUGAAAUAAGAUACAAUAUAGCUCAUAUAGCUACUCGUAACACGGUGGAAAGAUGCUUUGGCGUGUGGAAGCAAAGAUUCCGCAUUUUGUUAAGAAAUAUAAGGUGCUCCUUAGAAAAUGCCAAAACAACUAUUAUAGACUUAGCAGUUCUUCAUAACUUGGCAAUUGAUUUGCAGGAUGUUCUUCCACUCACAAAUGAUGAUAUGAACGAUGACAAUCAAGCAGAUUCAACUGAAAAUCAAGAAAGAUCGCAACAGGAAGGAAGCAACCAAAAUCUCACACGGCAUGUAUUUAUUGAACAAUACUUUUCCACUCGCAAUUAAUAAAACAUUCAUUUUCUUA
Eupeodes corollae is the source of this 820-nucleotide messenger RNA. RefSeq names its product putative nuclease HARBI1. The record is from RefSeq and is a predicted model, not a curated record. The coding region runs from base 1 to 801 and encodes 266 amino acids. The transcript is spliced from 3 exons. NCBI's taxonomy places the organism in Eukaryota, Metazoa, Arthropoda, Insecta, Diptera, Syrphidae.